This is a messenger RNA of Lynx canadensis (Canada lynx), 2872 nucleotides long. It is a transcript of the gene FIGNL2, whose product is annotated as fidgetin like 2. Bases 170 to 2149 code for a protein of 659 amino acids. NCBI's taxonomy places the organism in Eukaryota, Metazoa, Chordata, Mammalia, Carnivora, Felidae. The transcript has a single exon. The record is from RefSeq and is a predicted model, not a curated record. Gene Ontology annotation, molecular function: ATP hydrolysis activity; ATP binding; microtubule severing ATPase activity.
GCCUGGAGAAGGGUGGCCCGGGAGGGUGCAACGGUGGGUGGUGGAGAGCAGUCCGUUCCAAGCUGCCAUCCAAGCCGCCUGGCCUGUGGCUGGCGGGUGGUGGGUCCUCAGAGGCUCUGCGGAACCUCUCUAGGCGCUUCUCUCCCUCUCGCCCGCAGCUCUGUCGAAGAUGCACUGGACACCGGAACACGCCCAGCCCCUCAACCAGUGGCCAGAGCAGCACCUGGACGUCUCCUCCACUACCCCGUCGCCGGCCCACAAGUUGGAGCUGCCCCCUGGGGGUCGCCAGCGCUGCCACUAUGCUUGGGCACACGACGACAUCUCUGCCCUCACGGCCUCCAACCUCCUCAAGCGCUACGCGGAGAAGUACUCAGGGGUCCUGGACUCGCCCUACGAGCGCCCCGCGCUGGGCGGCUAUGGCGACGCCGCCUUCCUCAAUGGCGCCAAGGGGGACCCCGAGCCCUGGCCAGGGCCCGAGCCACCCUACCCCUUGGCCUCACUCCACGAGGGCCUCCCGGGAACGAAGUCGGCCAGUGGGGGCGGCUCCGGGGGCCUCGGGGGCUCGCCGGUUUUAGCCGGGAACCUGGCUGAACCCCUCUACGCCGGCAAUGCGUGCGGGGGCCCGUCGGCGGCGCCCGAGUACGCGGCGAGCUACGGCGGGGGGUACCUGGCCCCCGGCUACUGCGCGCAGACGGGCGCCGCGCUGCCCCCGCCGCCCCCCGCCGCGCUACUGCAGCCCCCGCCUCCGCCGGGUUACGGCCCGUCGGGGCCUCUGUACAACUACCCCGCGGGGGGCUACGCCGCUCAGCCCGGAUACGGGGCUCUCCCACCGCCCCCGGCCCCGCCCCCGGCCCCCUACCUGACCUCCGGCCUGGCGGCGCCCACGCCCCUGCCCGCGCCCGCUCCGCCCCGGCCGGCGCCCACCUCCUACAGCUUCCAGGCGGCCGCUCCCGGCGCCGAGGCCGGCGUGUCGCUGAAGCGCAAGGCGGCCGACGAGGGCGCGGAGGGCCGCUACCGCAAGUACGUCUACGAGCCGGCCAAGGCCCCGGCGGCCGACGGCGCCUCCUAUCCCGCAACGGACAACGGCGACUGUCGGGGCAACGGGUUCCGGCCGAAGCCGCCGGGCGCCGCGGAGGAGGCGUCUGUCAAGUACGGUGGCGGCGUCCCCCUCAAGGUCUUGGGCUCUCCCGUCUACGGCCCGCAACUCGAGCCCUUUGAAAAGUUCCCGGAGCGCGCUCCGGCGCCGGCUCCCCGCGGGGUCUUCGGAGUGCCGUCGGGAGAGCCCCCCAAAGGCGUGGACCCGGGGGCCCUGGAGCUGGUGACGAGCAAGAUGGUGGACUGCGGGCCCCCGGUGCAGUGGGCAGAUGUGGCAGGCCAAGGCGCGCUCAAGGCGGCGCUGGAGGAGGAGCUGGUGUGGCCGCUGCUCAGGCCGCCCGCCUACCCUGGCAGCCCGCGCCCGCCGCGGACCGUGCUGCUCUUCGGACCGCGGGGCGCGGGCAAAGCGCUGUUGAGCCGCUGCCUGGCCACGCAGCUGGGCGCCACGCUGCUGCGCCUGCGCGGAGCGACGCUGGCCGCGCCCGGCGCCGCCGAGGGCGCGCACCUCCUCCAGGCCGCCUUCGCGGCUGCGCGCUGCCGCCCGCCCUCCGUGCUCCUCAUCAGCGAGCUGGACGCGCUGCUCUCGGCUCGGGACGACGGCGCCGCCACCGCGGGCGCGCUGCAGGCGCCGCUCCUGGCUUGCCUGGACGGCGGCUGCGGCGCGGGGGCGGACGGCGUGCUGGUCGUGGGCACCACCUCGCGGCCCGCGGCUCUGGACGAGGCCACCCGCAGGCGCUUCGCUCUCCGAUUCUACGUGGCGCUGCCCGACGGUCCUGCCCGCGGGCAGAUCCUGCAGCGGGCGCUGGCCCAGCAGGGCUGCGCGCUGAACGAGCGGGAGCUCGCGGCCCUGGUGCAGGGCACCCAGGGCUUCUCCGGGGGCGAGCUGGGGCAGCUGUGCCAGCAGGCGGCGGCCGGGGCGGGCCUCCCGGGGCUGCAGCGGCCCCUCUCCUACAAGGACUUGGAGGCAGCGCUCGCCAAGGUGGGCCCUAGGGCCUCCCCCAAGGACCUGGACUCGUACGUGGAAUGGGACAAAAUGUACGGCUCCGGACACUGACGGCGCGCCGGGAGGUCGCGGGAGCAGCCGCCCCUUCCUCCCAGCCCUUCCGUCCGGGAGGGGGAUGUCUUUAACCAAACCGGGCUGGGAGGGUGCCGGAGUGAUGAAUGUGGGCUGGGGGAGGGGCGGGGCUGCCGGUGGAUUUUUUUUCGUAGGAAGGAAAAUGCUUCUGCUAGGCAGAUAGAUGCCAUAUGCGCUGUGUACUCAGGUUUUUCCUAUUUAUUGUGGACGGGAAGCUCGCCAUCUCUGCCCAGCCGACGGGCCGACCCGGGAUGGGCUGGCACCCGGGGCCUAAGGAACUCCUGCGCCCUCUCCACAAUCCUUUUGUCUCCUCGCGCUCUGAAUGCGCCCCCCCCCCCCUUUCUCUGCAUUCGCGUAGUUUUUUCUCUCCGUGGCUUUGUCACUACUGACCUGUCCCUCAUAUGCUGGCCCCGUUUCUCUUUUGCUCCUCCCUCCCCUAUCUCUCCAUCUAUCACCCUCUGUGCUUCUGUCUCCAUCCCUUGCUCUCCAGCCUGUUUUCCCUUGGUCCUUCUCAUUCAAAGAAUGCAGUGUCCCUUUGCAGGAGAUCUGGAAGUCCGGGGCUGAGGAGGAGGGUGUGGGGAGUUCCCUCCCACCCCAUUAUCCCUCACCCAGUUGUAUCCUUGGGCCUUGGGGGGUGGGGGAAGGCAAGCAAAACAAACAAAACAAAACAAAACAAAACAAAAAACAAAACAAAACACCCAA